Messenger RNA from Penaeus vannamei (Pacific white shrimp), 6535 nucleotides. RefSeq names its product nuclear pore complex protein Nup205 (gene Nup205). Gene Ontology annotation, molecular function: structural constituent of nuclear pore. Gene Ontology annotation, biological process: nuclear pore organization. Gene Ontology annotation, cellular component: nuclear pore inner ring; nuclear pore. Lineage: Eukaryota; Metazoa; Arthropoda; Malacostraca; Decapoda; Penaeidae. The record is from RefSeq and is a predicted model, not a curated record.
UGCGCAUCCCCGACCCUCGCUUGUUUGUUUACACUCGCAUGGUGGAACUUCGCGGCUGGCCUCUCCUUCUUCAAACCCGGGCCGGAAAAUGAGCCAAAUAUGAGUAAUACAAACAAAGGAAUAUGGGGGUCAAUGGUGGCCCUGGAUCAGGCUGUCCAGCGGGCAGUUAUGACCAGUGCCACCAGUGGAGGAACCCCAGAGGCCCUGGAAGCAGGGCAUGACCUGGACUUGGCACUUCAGCGGCAUCGCACUGCUUUUGUCAACCUCCUGCGCAAUCCCCCCAAAAAUGCUAAUGAAAGAUCAACUAUCCAGAGGUCCAAUACAGAGUCAAUAACUCUGCCUGGCUACACGGUCCCCAUCAAGCUGUGUGACUCCUUCAUCAAGGAAGUAUGCAUCAUUUCAGACAUGUUCAACCUGAGCGAAAUCUCUGUAGCCUCCCUCCUCCACUCCGCAGAAGAGGAACGCACCUUGUACCCAGGUGUUCCAAGGGGACUCAUUGCUGUCCUGUUCUACUACGACAGCCGAGUGCAUUUGGCCAAUGCCCUCAAGACGCUGAUCCAGGCGAGGCAGGGCAUGUCCUGGGUCCUCCUCCCGGAUAAUGAGGAACUCUCUCUCAGUAUCACCAGGUAUCUGGAGCCAAUUCUCAACAUCUCCUUGGUCGGGAGAAUUUUGGAGCUCAUCAUGUCAAUGGAUAUCACAAAGGAAAUAGAAUUACUACAGCAAAACAGAGCCUUGGGAGAUGCCAAACACAGAAAAAUGGUGCUGGAUAAGUUCCAAGCUGUGCGAACUUUGCUAGCAGAGUCGCUCUUCAGCUGGGCAGCUCAGACUCCUCUGAAGAAAGAAGAAUGUCGCCGCCUCUUGUCCUACAUGUCAAAGGUGAAGCUGACCGAGACAAGUGAUGGAUCUCUAGACAGUGUCAACUUAGCCCUCCUGAUGGCCCUGCUUUACAGUCUAGAGGCUGGCCACCUCCUCAAUUCAGAAGACAUGACAGAAGCUCUCAGCCAGUUCCCCAUUACAAGUGAUCGUUCCUUUGUGCAAGAGAUCCACCAGGACAUGCGGUCAGAGCAAGCCUGGGAGACUCCGGGACUCAAAGCCAUAGUACAGCUUGCUUGGGCAGUAAGCCUCGCAAACCUGAGGCAGGUUGCAGUUGCUACCCAAUUAGCAGAUAUUGAUGCCAUUUUAGAAGAAGACGAUGCUGUUCUUGAUGAUGCACUCAAGGGAAAAGUGUUUUCUUUCAUCCAGAAUUCAAUUCUUACCAAAAAGAAUGUGCCUCUUGAGACUUUCUACUGUCAGCGUCUACAUUCCAUCUUGUCUGAUUUUAUUAUUCAUGUACCUGAGCGUGUGAAGGCCAUGAAGAACAGGGCUGAUGAAAAUUCCCGUCUGAUCACAGCCAAUCUCAGGGAGAGCCUACAACCUCCUACUAAUCUUGAACAGCCAUUUGAAGAACUCUUGACCUGUUUGGCUGCACUUUAUCAAGAUGGCCAGUGUGGUGAACUGGUUGAAGAGUAUUGGUGUCCAAGUGAGGUGCUUCCCACAGCCUCCCUACAGUACAGAGGGCAGGGUUCCAGGCAAAUGGCCCUUUUUAAAUUUGUACGGCUCCCAGGGGACUUCUUGCCCCCCUCUUUGUUUGUGCCGUAUGUAAAUCUCCUCACCAGUCUAGCAACAACUCCACGCUCUGCCCAGUAUGUUUACAAUUUCCUCAGAAUGAACAGCCAGCCACUUUCACAAGGCAGUAACCUUGCUUGGGAACAUUUUAUGACAGCCUUAACACAAUACUACAAUAAUCUGAGGCAAGAAGAACCUGGAGCCAUGGAUACCAUGUACCGUAGCCGUGGCACUCCCCGAGGAAUCACACCGCAAGAAGUGCAGGGGUUGCUGGCAGUGCUUCAACUGAUGAGUAUGGUGGCCAAGAAGGAUGAGCUAUCUCGAGUAGCACUCUGUGACAAUGCUGCUUGGGCACCUCUCUUUGUGUGCACAGGCUUGCUGACUUGUGCUGUUCCUCUGGCCCUUAAAACAGAACUGGUAAAUGUAUUGGCUGCCUUUAGUUUAACACCUGUGUUAGCCCAGCGUGUUUGGGAGCUGGUGGAAGGUGCAGGCUUGAUUCCAGUUCAAGAAGGUGUUGCAGGUUACCAGCCUCGUGGUCUUCUGGUUGACAUUGAAGAAGUUGAAAGUAGUGUAGAGGAGUUUCCACUGACAAGAACAUUGUUGAAGAUGUUGAGUACAUUGGUACGUUCUGGUAUACCUCCAAUGCUAGGCGCGGCCACCCGCCAACCAGGAUUUCGUCCCUACCUAGAUUUGGUGAGGGAUAAAAUCUUCCUCCGCCACAACUCUCGUACUUACCGGGAUGCAGGUGAACGAUGGGCUGUGGCACGUGGCUGCUUGGAGCUCCUCCACCAGUUACUAACUGAGCACCUACAAGUUUCCAGCACUUCAGCAGAUCAGCGAGGUGGACAGCCACCAGGUCAUUCCAUUUUACUAGACCUUGUACAGGAGUCACAGCUACAGAAACAAGUCCUCUCAGUCUUCCAUGAUGGAGUCCAGAUUUUAGAACAGCACCGUGAAGUCCCCGGUGAAGAGGAUUUACACAAGAGCCUCCUACUUGUACUGCAGUUGUUGGAGGCAGCUCAGGAGCAACAGCAUAUAGUCCUUGGCGCAUCAUCCAAUCCUGAUGUAGUCCUUGGGGUGGAGCGGUUACUGAUGGGCAUCAAUCCUCACUCAGGCAUCAGUGAUCAUUUAUUAAAUGUAGUGAAAAUUGUUGGACAUCACCAGACACUACCACAGCAUGCAGCCCUAGCUUGUCGGCUACUUGCCUCUUCUGCUGCCACACCCAGUGCUCAAGCUCAUCUUCUCUCUUUAUUGACAGCUUCAACAAACACAGCUACGGCAGUGAGGCAUAGUUUUGUAGAAGUGAUAGAUCAUGCAACCCUGGACAUUGCAGAACAUUUGGAAGCUGCUGAUGCUGCAAUAAAUUUAUUGCUGAAGUACCUUCCUCUUCCAUCUCCAAAUAUUGCCCACUUCCUUCUAGGAUAUACAGCUGAUGACAUGACAAGCUUACGCACAGAUUUGCUAGAUGCUGGAGCCAGAGGAUAUCCCCGAACAGCAUUGCAUGCCACUCUAGCAACCUUACCAUCAUGCCCGCUUAGCCUUGCUGAGGUAGCAUACAGACUUAUCCAUGCACUGUGCAGUGAUUCCAUCACAUCCUCACCAACUCUGAGGUAUCUGCGAUCUUCCCAAGACCUUUUAUAUCGCACAGUUGCUGCCAUGGGACUUCCACAAGAUGAAUCAAGAUUGCGACUUUUGUCUCAGGGUUGGGUCUUGAGAUGUGUGGCUUUGGAACUACGGUAUCAUGCCAUCCACCAGCAACGUUCCCAACUAGCACGCCUUAUACAUUUGCUAGUGGCAGGAGCCGAGAUGCCACAGCAGGAGCCCCUAGAUGCAUCCCAGGGUUGGGUAGGUGGAGCAAGUGGUGGCCGAGGCCCACUUCUGUCACUACUAGAUGCUGUAGACUUGAGCAUUGAUUCUCCACCACCCCUUCAGUGCGAGUACUUCACGAGAGCACCAGAACUCAUAACAAGUUGUGAAGAGCCAUCUCCAGAAGGACCAAUGGUGAAUAUGAAAAUGCUACAUCAACAGCUGAGUGCCCUUUUAGCAGAAGGAGGGUCAGGCACGUCUGUUACCCAGCGCGAUCCACUGCAAGAGGAACUAGAGCUAGUCAUGAGUCAUGCCUUGAUGCUUAACCAGACAAGAGCACUGAUGUUUGCCUAUAGACACUUCCUAGAAGGUUGGCGACAAGUUGUGGAAGUUGUGGUAGCAGUUACACCUCCAGACCUUAUAGAGACUGCAACACAUCACUCAUUCCUUCACACUCUUACUCAUGACCUUACCCGACGUCUUUUGGAUGAUACAGCUCUCCCUUCAUUGACCACGCAGUUGGUUUCAACAUUACUGAUGCUUGUUACAACCCUUAGAACUAUCCAUGCCAGACCAACCAAGCAUCAUCCACAAUAUGUAUCCAUGUUGGAUAGUGGCAGCCCCACAGCCCAGGCAGAGUUCCCAUCAUCACUACAGCUAGUUCUUCGUGGACUGGUAGAAUGUGUAGCAAGAUUUAGACAGUGCAGCCAAGGUGUUAGAACUUCAACAUAUGCUGCCCUGUUAAAUUACCUUCAGAUUAGGGCUGAUCCUAUUGACAAAAUGGAAAAUGAAGAAGAUACAUCUCAGGCACUGCUACGAGCCCCAAGGGAAACCCAAGAGGAGCAGUUUCACCGUGAAAAUUAUGAAGUUGUUCGGGAAGAACUCCCUCAGUUGGUUGAUGUGUUAGCGAUAGAAGCUGGAGGAGGGCAUCAUGUAUGUCAGGUAUUAGCUUUGACAUGCUUGAGUGCAUUGGCUGCUUUAGAACACAGAGCAGCUCCUCUUACUAAUGACUCCUUACUCCUCUCUCAUCUUACCGAUCAAGGACAUCUGCCACGCUUAUUGGAUGCUCUCAGGAAUGAUGAUCAUCAGCUGUUAAUUCUAUUGACUUCUGAUAAUGAUGAUCUGAGACCACUGUAUGUAUAUGAGGCAAGAAUGUCACUCUUAGCACGCUUAGCAUUAUCUCCAUCAGGAGCUCAACAACUUCUUCAUGCAGGGUUGACCACUCGUUUAUCAGAGAUGGUAUGCCUUGAUUAUCGCCCUGCCAAACCUAUACUCACUGGUGGUAGUGAUGACUUCAUUCCCAGUGUGGUACAGAGAUAUCGCUCAGUGCUGAUGGCUGCACUAAGAUUGUUCUUGGCAAUUCUUACAUCUUUAGGCACUGAUAAUUACUCUGCAACCGCAUGUUUGUUACGAUUCUUAGCUGCUCAUGGAGAGGCUUUGGCUGCUGGUCUCAGUGUACCUGCUCUACCUUCACCAGAAGCAAUGGAAGAAGUAGCCCUGUUGUCCUCCGCAGUUGCAGGGGCUGCUCCACCAGGACCCAUUACAACAACAGACCCAGCAGGAUUAGAGGCAGGUGCACAAGCAACACGUCUACAGCAGUUAUUGUUAUCAUUGCUGCCUCAUUUCUUGCCUCAAAGUCGCUUAGCUGGUGCAAUAGAAGCUCUCUCUGAAAAUGAAGAUGGAGUGAAUGUGCGGGAAACAGCUCGCACUGCUGCAUUGAGCACCCUGGCUGCAGUUCUUAACUAUGCCACUGCACGACUUGUGCAUGGUGGAACGGUAACCCGUGACAUAACUCUGGUUUUCCGUCCCUCAAUGGAAAAUGGUGUUCCUACUGGAGCUGUGGGGCGACCGUUACCUCUAGCUACAUUAGUGGAAUGUGCAAAUCAAGUUAGUCAGCAGUUCACCAUUGCCAAGAAUGCCCGUGAAUCUGCAGCUGCUCAGCUACAGGCACUAGAAGGGAACCAUCCUGUUGAGCAUUUACGACAGUAUGUGAGUAGUGCUGUUGCUGAUGCUGCUUCCCCAGCGGCUGUCCGUAGACUUGCUGAAGAUCACCUAAGCCAGAUUAUUGCCAUGUAUAGACGCCAGGAACAGCUUGCUGUGCAUACUGCAGAGUCGGCAGCAUUCCUUCUUUGGAGGCAUCUUGAAUAUUUUAUCCUGCAUGCACCAUCAACUCCAGGUCCUGCACAAGAUGAUAUCAUGGGCCGGGAGAUUGGUGUACCAAGGACUCUGACACCAUCUGAGGUGGAUCAGCUACGAAAGCAAGCUGCUGCCUCACUUCAAGAUGUGCUCCCACGGCUGCAGAAGGUCCAUGAGGAAUAUUCAGCUGCCACAGGACAUGUAGCAUUCCUGGCAGCAGCUGUUACUAGGAUAAGGAGGCUUUUGGUAACAUAGCCAGAUGAGGGCAAUCACUUUUUACCUAAUAAGGAGGUGAACAGAUACUAGGUUCCUUCUUUGCAGUUUUAAAAGACCAGUGAUUAUUCUGCGUUUUUUUUUUUCAUUGAUGCCUGUAGCGGUUAAUUGUAUACUUCAUUAGAUACCUUAGACCUAAUGCAGUCAUGAGAUAUAAAGUGCAAAUGGACGUAUUUCUUUUUUGAUGUGCUGUAGUGUCAUCAUACUUGUUUAAAAAUUCAUGAUAUUAACUAAGAAUUUAGAUAUUUAUUUUUAUAUAUUACGAAGAUUUUUUAAGGAUCUUCGAAAAAAAGGGAAUUUGUCCAAUUUUGUCAUGUUUAUAUCUAAUGUUCAAAAAUGCUAUUUGAUUAACAUUUCAUUGCUGACCACUGCUGCGUCAUAUAUCAGAUGAGCCAUUGAGUUGUUUUAGGAUAUAAUUUGUAUUUAUAGUCACUAUAUGUUUUUUUGAUAUUGUUAGUCCUUCGUUUUGGAAUAUUUGUUGAGUUUCUUGAUGUAUGAAAAAUGAAUGUCUGUAAGAAAUAUGAUAUAUGAGGAAUAACUCUUUAAUUGAGAUUUGUAAGAAAUACAAUAUACGAGGAAUAACUUACAUGUGAUAAAGUGGUUGGAUUUUCUUGUACAUCCAGUUUGAUGAGAGUGCAUUGACUGAAUGUAUGUUUAUCUUUAUGUUCUUGCUUUUUCAUUGGAAACCAGUUAUUAAUAAAUAUGCUGAAUAUGA